AUGUCAUUCGUGGCAAAAGUCUUUGGAAAGUAUGGGAGCAACGAAAACCCAACGUCUGUGCCUCCAACCUCGCCUUCUCUCGUAUACGAUGCCCAACCCGAGAAGAAAACGGAACUUUCCCGUCCUACAUCUCCUGUUGGCUCAGGCAAGUUCGAGGGAUUCGAAGGAGGCGCUGCUGAGAAAAAUAGCAUCGAAGUUGGCGACUUGACCUUGGAUGAGGACGCCGCCGGAGGCAUGGGCCGUCACCUCGGUGUCUUCAGUUGCACCCUCCUAAUCGUCGGUCGUGUCAUUGGUACAGGGAUUUUCUCGACGCCGUCCUCCAUCCUGGGCUCCGUCGGGUCCGUUGGCGCUUCACUAUGUCUGUGGGCCCUUGGCUUCAUCAUCUCGUUCUUCGGCCUCUUCAUCUGGCUCGAGCUCGGUACGAUGUUCCCGCGCAGCGGUGGAGAGAAGAAUUACCUCGAGGCCGCAUUCCCGCGCCCGAAGCACCUCAUGACUAUGGUGUUCGCCACCCAGGUCAUCCUGCUUGGUUUCAGUGCUUCGAACAGCAUCGUCUUCGCUGAGAACAUUCUUGUUGCUGCAGGUCAUGAAGCCGGGCGUUGGACCUCACGAGGGAUCGGCCUAGGCGUGAUUGCCUUUGCCGCCUUUAGCCACGGUAUUGUGCCUCGUUUUGGAUUGCUCGUCAUGAACGCCCUCGGUGUUGUCAAAAUUGUUAUCUUGGUUUUCGUCGCUGUCAGCGGCUGGGCCGUCCUCGCCGGGCACACGAAGGUCACGGACCCUCACAUCAAUUUCCGAAACGCCUUCGCAGGUAGUUCUCAUAGUAGCAACGAUUACGCCACUGCGCUCUUUAAAAUUCUCUUCGCCUAUGCGGGCUGGACGAACCUCAACUACGUCCUGAAUAACGUCAAGAACCCGAUCCGUACGCUCAAGAUUGCAGGUCCGCUUGGCCUCGGCAUCUGUGCCUUCUUCUACCUUUUUGCGAACAUCGCCUAUUUCGGUGCCGCGAGCAAGGAGGAAAUCCUUAACAGCGGUGUCACCGUCGCGUCGCUCUUCUUCGGUAAGGUCUUCGGCCCUCAGGCACAGAAGGCCCUCACCGUCUUCGUCGCGCUCAGCGCUCUCGGCAACGUGCUGUCGGUUACAUUCUCGUGUUGCCGUAUCAACCAAGAGCUGGCGAAGGAGGGUCUCGCCCUCCCGUUCGGUAACCGCUUCUGGGCGUCGAACUGGCCGACGAAGAAGUCACCCUUCCCGGGUCUCAUUCUCCAUCUCAUUCCUUCGGCUGUCAUCAUGAUUGCCCCUCCGCCCAACGUUGCUUACCCCUUCAUCCUGGAUUUAGAGGGCUACCCCAUCCAAAUUAUCAACACCCUGGUCGUCUUCGCGCUAUUCUGGCUGCGCUGGAAGAGGCCCGACGUCACCCGACCUUUCAAAGUCUUUCUGCCUUUCGCAUUUGUCUUCUUAGCUUCCUGCGUCUUCCUGCUUGUUGCGCCUUUCAUCCGCCCCGCCAACGGCGUCGGUGAUACUCCGCCCAUCCCGUACUAUAUGUACGCUGUCACCGGCUGGGCCUUAAUGGCCUUCGCCGUAUGGUACUGGGCUAUGUGGAAGAAGAUCCUUCCGUGGGGUUUCAGGUACAAGCUCGUCCCGGUCAAGGAAACACUGUCAGACGGAACUGUGCUCAUUGUAUACGAACACAAGAAACUAAAUUAG
Messenger RNA from Phanerochaete carnosa HHB-10118-sp, 1698 nucleotides. RefSeq lists its product as uncharacterized. The transcript has 12 exons. Gene Ontology annotation, molecular function: L-amino acid transmembrane transporter activity. Gene Ontology annotation, cellular component: membrane. Gene Ontology annotation, biological process: amino acid transmembrane transport. The coding region runs from base 1 to 1698 and encodes 565 amino acids. Lineage: Eukaryota; Fungi; Basidiomycota; Agaricomycetes; Polyporales; Phanerochaetaceae. The record is from RefSeq and is a predicted model, not a curated record.